GCUCAGCCCCCAAACCUACUAUAUUAAGUACCUAACACUCUGAGGCUUUUGUCUCCUCUGCCAACACUAUUCUCUGCAUUCCCAUCACAAAAUCUCCAUCUGUUGUCUAUUUCCAUUGCUCUCUUUUACUCUGUUCUUGUCUCUUUUAUCUCCCCAAUUCCAAGGCUUCGUUCCUGUCACGGUUUGGUAAGGCUGGUCACCUUCCUUCUGGCAGGAUUCUCUUGCCAGUCUCUCUUAGUACUGCCACUCCUGUCUAAAUGGAGGGUGAAAGAGAGAAUAAAACCACCCCGCUGGCUGCUAAAAACCCAACCAAAUCUAUUUCUUUUCUUCUACUCAUUUUCGAAGUCUCCAUGGUCCUUACUUCUUAGUCCUACCCACCUUCUAGGGCUUUUGUCUUGUUUUGUGUUCUUUUAUUAAUCACCCAGAUGAAGGCUAUCACGGCCAAGACUCCCCAUGACUCUUCUUUCUCUUUCUCCAGGAGGUACUUUCACUGGAAAAAGAAGCUCGAGGACGAGGAUGAUGAAGAAGAAAUUUUGAACUUAGGCUCAUCCUCUCAUUUUUGUGAGGAAGGGACCAAAGAUGAGGGCUUUAGAAUCCCCAUACCUGCAGCAACCACCUCAGUGCCGGCACCAAGGAAAAGAUUGUCAGUUUCUACGCUCCGGUCGGCUUUCACAGUUUUCAGCAAGAGCCGGUCACACUCUCACCCAGGCCUUGGCACCCGAGUGAUAGGUACGCUUUUCGGGUAUCGCAGAGGACACGUCCACAUUGCAUUUCAAGAGGCUGCAAGGCUGAGCCCGGCGUUUCUAAUAGAACUCGCAACGCCAACAAGCGUUUUAGUCCGAGAAAUGGCGUCGGGGCUGGUCCGCAUUGCCUUGGAGUGCGAAAAGAAAACGGACAAGAAAGGGAAGAAGUUACUGGAGGAGCCUCUUUGGAGGACAUACUGUAAUGGCAAGAAAUGUGGGUAUGCGAUGAGGAGGGAAUGCGGGCCAGAGGAGUGGAAGGUGUUAAAAGCGGUGGAGCCAAUUUCAAUGGGCGCUGGAGUUUUACCAGGGAAUGGAGGCGCUGGGUCCGAAGGCGAGCUCAUGUAUAUGAGAGCAAGGUACGAGCGAGUUGUGGGGUCUAGAGACUCGGAGGCCUUUUACAUGAUGAACCCCGACGGUGCUGGAGGUCCUGAACUGAGUGUUUAUUUGCUUAGAGUUUAGCUUUGUCCAUGGAGGACAUGUUCCACUUGUACUCACUUAUUAAGAUAUUAUAAAGAAGGAAAGGUUAAUUCUUGGUUUAUUUGGGUUUUUUUCUGGAUUUGGAAUGGGGUUUUAAACACAAGUAGUGAUGCUUCUUUAUUCCUACCUGGGCACGCAGGCCCCUAUUUCUAUGUACAGGUUCAUUUGUUUUUUGGUUUGGGUUGUGGAAAUUCGAUUCAAAUGCCAAUGCAAAAAUCAUCUUUGUUUUAUCCAAA
Carya illinoinensis is the source of this 1456-nucleotide messenger RNA. Its product is annotated as protein MIZU-KUSSEI 1-like. Bases 426 to 1202 code for a protein of 258 amino acids. The transcript has a single exon. The record is from RefSeq and is a predicted model, not a curated record. Lineage: Eukaryota; Viridiplantae; Streptophyta; Magnoliopsida; Fagales; Juglandaceae. Gene Ontology annotation, biological process: hydrotropism.